Dioscorea cayenensis subsp. rotundata (Guinea yam) is the source of this 427-nucleotide messenger RNA. Its product is annotated as 60S ribosomal protein L38-like. The transcript is spliced from 3 exons. Gene Ontology annotation, biological process: protein-RNA complex assembly; translation. Gene Ontology annotation, cellular component: cytosolic large ribosomal subunit; ribosome. Gene Ontology annotation, molecular function: structural constituent of ribosome. The coding region runs from base 81 to 290 and encodes 69 amino acids. The record is from RefSeq and is a predicted model, not a curated record. Lineage: Eukaryota; Viridiplantae; Streptophyta; Magnoliopsida; Dioscoreales; Dioscoreaceae.
AGGACGAGUCUAUAAAGACACUCUUUCGAAGUGAUUGGUCUUCGGAGGGUGGACGACGCCGACGAGAUCACAUCGGCAAGAUGCCUAAGCAGAUACAUGAAAUUAAGGAUUUCCUUCUCACAGCCAGAAGAAAAGAUGCACGUUCUGUGAAGAUAAAGAAGAGCAAAGACGUCGUCAAGUUCAAAGUCCGAUGCUCCAAGUACCUCUACACACUUUGUGUAUUUGACCCUGAAAAAGCAGACAAGCUGAAGCAAUCUCUCCCUCCAGGUCUCACUGUUCAAGAUAUAUGAAGAACAAGUCUCUAGUUGUACUAUGCUUGAUAAUUAAAUGAACUAAUUGUGUUUUUUUCCAAGCGAACAACCACUACUGAUCUUAAAAUGUUCAUUGGCAGUUUCAUUUUAUAUGGAUAUAUAUUCUUUUUUUUUCC